ACAUGUCAAAAAUUUUUAUGUCAGAAUAUUGAAGUUUUACUCUUUAACGAUGCUUAAUUAUGCAAGAAAAUUUUCGUGAGAAUAUUUUUGAACAUCGACGGUUCAGCACCAAAUUUGUGAGUGCUUUCACGAAAUGGAUAGAGAUGAUCGCUAAAUUGCCUGUUUGAGGGAUAAAUGAAUACGAUGGGGAGAAACUUCAUCAAUAAAUUAGGGAAUAUAUUGAAAGUAUUUAAGGGUGGAAAAAAGAAAGAAUUCGACAGGGAAAGGGACGACAUUAUAAAUAUAACUAGUGAAAGUGGCAUUAGAAGCUUUGACAGUUCGAGCCAUAAGGAUUCUGUCCCGGCCAAUAAAAAACUCAUCUUCAAAAAGUCAAAAUCCACCGAAAGCCUAUCUACAGAAACCGUCGACAGCGGCAAAAACAAAGUCAACGCGCUCAAGAGAUCGAACGCCACAUGUGACAUUCCCAGCAACAGCAAAGAAGAAGAUAUCGUCUGCACCAAGAGUUUACACCGAUUGGGCCAACUCACCCAUACCAAUAAUUGCGUGUUUUCAUACCACGCAAAACUACACGAUGGCACAAUUUGGUCGCAGGCUCUUGGACGAGCUUCCGAAAAAUCAAGCAGCAAAAAAAAUGAAAGCACCAACUCUUCAGUCAUUCAAGUCAAUUCGGAAAAUUCGCCGAAGGAGAAGUUAUCCAUGUCUUCAAACGAAAUUCAGACAAGAAGUGUAGAUACGGAAGUUGAUCUCGAAUGGAAAUCGGAUAAGUCAACUAUAGCUAAAACGGAUUAUGCCAGAGUUUUACACAAACGUACGGAAAAAGUACAGAAAAUCAGUUCGAAUAACGAUGAAUUAAAUGUGAAAGUUUCCGCAUCUUCCAAUACACCAACUUGUCAAGACAAUAUUGAGAUGAUCAGCCAGACUGCCCCAAAAGUUUGUGAGGUGGUUUCGGAAUUUUCAUCAGAAGGUAUGAUAAUGGACCAAACUCUACCGAAUCCAUCCAUAGCUAUACCAUUGAAAGACAAAAGCGACGAUUUACAACCUUCUGAAAGUAGCAAAUCUAUAACUGAUGAACAGAACAUGCAAGUUAAGAUGAACGUUCAGACUAUCAAGAACGAGCAAGGCUUUGACCUUUUAAAAUAUGAUUUGAAUUCUUCUGGGGAUCACGGAGACGAUUCUGGAUCUCUAUCGAAGGAUAACGUCCUUCCUUCGAUCUCAACCGGAGUUGUCAUACAGGAAACCUCUUGCGAAAGCGAUGAGAAACAGUCAAAUUUCGUCGAUUCCUUUAAGGUUAUAUCAGAGAAUACAACGGAAUACGAAGUUGUGAAUCUAGCGCAAGUAGAUCUGUUCAGAGAAUUCAAAACUACAAUUUCGAAGAUGCGAAACGUCCUGAACGUUCUAGAUGUCAAGAAGUCUUUGCAAGGCAUGAUUGAACGUAGUUUGAGCGAAAAAAAUAUCAAAAGAAGGACUUCUGAAAUGAUCGAGGGUGAAAACAUAUCAACUCAAACGGCAGCAAUGACCUUCAAUCAAAUCUCAACUUCAACCGACAACGGUUGCUAUAACCACACUAGAAAUGAAGGCAUUAUGGUACAGCUAUCAUCAGAGACCACUUCGAAACGUCUCAAAUAUACCCCUAAUCUUUUCAACAAUGUGAAACCCAUCACUAAGAUAAAAAGACGCAAGAAACGAGGUUACCGAUGUAAGCCGAACAAGUUGUCAACAAGAGUGAUCAGUACCCUUUCGUCAAGCCAAGAUGGAAAAAGAAAAACUAAGAUGAAACCAGACAAGCCUCAUUAUAACAAAUGCAUCAUUUAUCAUAUAACGCAACAGAAGAAUUCCGUUGAUAGAUGCGUUGGAACCCCAUGUCAUUCCAUGAAAGAGAAAUUAGUCUUGAAGAAUACCUUUAGUGCUCUUCACUUCGGACCUAUAAAUGAAUUCCCAAUGCUGCUGAAUAAGCACGAAAAUGAGAAGAAGAAGCGUAAGGAACUUGAUCGGAAACUUAAGGCUAUAACAUCCGAAAAUGAAAUACCUGAAAAGAAUUCGCACAGGAGGAAGUCAACGUCUUUUCUGAGCAGCGAAACAUCUAAAAGCAACAACCAAAACAGUUGCCAUAAGAGUAAAACACAACCGAGUCUCAACUAUGUUAGCUCUAGAGAAUAUUCCUCGUUGAGUUCAACCACUGCCAAUUGGUUCGUUUUUGAACCCUCCCCCACUACGGUGGUUAAAGGUAAACAGUCAACUUCGGAGGAUAUGAUUUUCGAUAAAAAUCGAAGCUCGACACAAGAUCUAGUUUCCAACAUCCUCGAGGAGGAAAUCAAAACAUCUGGGCUCAAGGGUAAAAUUUCGAGCAGUACCAUGAACAUGAUCAAGGAUCAGUUUUGUGAUAAACUGAAUGGUUUCAAAGCUAAAGAAGUUCCAGAUGUUAUGAUAACGGUUUGUGUGCCCCUCAAAAGUAUAGUGUCUAAAAUGAAGACUUCUAAAACUACUGGAUGUGGAGAGAAGACCAUAUCAUCUUCUGGAUCCGCGGAAAGCGAAAAAAGGCUUCCUCCCUUGUGUUCUUCUUAUGACAAGAGUAUCCAGGUAAAUGUUUCGAAAAACUACGUAAAUGAUAACCUUCAAACCAUACCUGAAAAGAUGACCAGGAAGCCAACGGAGAUAUACGAGCAAAAGAAGAUUCUUCGACAGAGUAUGUCCUCCAAACGCCUGUCUUCGUUCAAGAAAAUAUUCGGCAAUAAAUCAACUAGUUGUUCGAACAUAAACCCUUUUGGAAAUAUUGCGCCUAAAACGAGUAAAAUCUAUGUAGCCGAUAAUUCUACGAGCCCUUAUGAUUUAACCUGUAAACCAAUCGAGAGGGAAGCGGUUCAAUCGUCAAACAUUAAAGAUCAGGCUGCAUUGAAGAGCUCUUCUUUCUCCCUCUUCAGGGAGGAGUUCGAGCCGGACCUUAGGUGCAAAAAGGAAGGAUUUUUCCUAAAUCUUCCACCCAAUCGCUUCAGAAGGAAGAGAGAACAGAUCUCUAAGCUCUUCGAUUCGGAUUCUAGCGAGCGGAGAUAUUUUGGUGAGCCGAAACUGUUGUACCAUGUCCACGAGAGUUCAUUUUACAGCACCAGCAAAACUGACGACAGAUUCAGUUCCAGACGAAUCCUAGCGGAGAGUUCGACGUCACAGGAGAAAGCUAAGAUUCCUUUUUUUCCUGUUCAACAAAUCGCUUCUAGAUUCAACAUCAACGUCAAGCCGAAAUUCAUCAGUUUUUCAGAUCUACCGAAAAGAUACGAUUAUAAUUAUAUCCCAGACAAAGUUCAAGAAACGCCAACAAGGGAGAAUGAACGAUGUGAACUACCAUCGAAGCCAGCUGUAAAAAACGCCAAUGUGAAUACUUCGAACGAGAAGAUACUUCAAGACAACGAGACCCAAUGUGAAAAUGAGAUGUAUGAAUGUCAGGAGUGCCCUGAACAUGGAAGAAAAGCUACGAAAAAAGCACGAAGGAAACUGGACACUGAAAAUUUUUUCAACAAUUGCAUUGAUGAGUUUUCAGUAGUAAGUAUACCGAAAGUGCAUUUCGAAGACGAUGUCAAUCAAGAGGUUGAACUCACCAAACCCAAAGAUAUAUGCCAAAAAUAUAAUUUUCCAAGUAGUCAGGUCAACUUGGAGAACGAUAAAAACCACAUAGAAAAACUGCGAAAGAGUGCUUCAGUUCUUUCAUUAUUUGCUGAUGAAGAUAAAUACUCAGACAAACUUACAGACAGAUUGAACAACGAACAUGUGAAAAAAUUACAGACUGAUGAUAACGAUGAUAGAGAUUCUGUGAAGCAGAAGCACAAAGGACGAUCUCAUCACAAAAAACAGCAUCGUAUUGUCCUUCAAACAUCCUCCGAUUCUAAUCUGAUGCAACUCGGUCACGAAGAAUAUGGUAUUCAGGAAACAGACGAUAUAGGACCUUACGUCGAGAAACUUAUAUGUAAAAAAUCCCAAGAAAUUUUGAAAGUUGAACCGACACAAGCCAACGAUGGUAUGAAUCCACCCAAAAAUGAAGAUUGUUUGGUACGAGUGAAUGCGUUAAAAGAAAACAAAAACGAGAACAGACUGACAGGUUUGAUAAGAGACGUAGUCAAUUUAUGUAACACUAGUUUCUUGAGAUCUAGGGAUUGCAUAGUUGAACUCACCCUUUACAAUCUAAUCAAAGAGAUCAUUUUGGAACAUUGCUCUCAUCUCAGCGAACAGAGUAAGCAUAAAGUGGAAUCUAUUCUGGCGAAUUUCGUCAAAAUGUCCAAACAGAAAGCUGGUGAAGAGAAUGUUGAAAUUGUCGAAUCAGCAAUUGAGAAUCUCGUGAAAGAAAUAGGCACAGAAUUUCCUGGCAAAGAUAAAACUCAAGAAGAGUAUUUGGAGAAGGAACGCGAUGAAAACAAGAUGGAGAAGUUCGAGCAUAAACACAGGAGGAAGCAUUCACGUUCCAAGAGCAAGCACAGAAGUCACAAACACGAAUCGAAGCAUCAUAGUCGCCACAGAGAAGAUGAUCGAGAAAAACGUCGAAGUAAAGAGGAUGACAAGAACCACAAAUCUAAGCGACAUCAUAAACAUCAUUAUGAAGUCGAAAGCAGGUGCGAUAUGGGAGCAAAAGAUUCGGAGAAAAAAUUUCGAAGUGUUGAAGGUAAAAGAGAGUACUUAGAGUUGGUGGAACGGUUGAAAGAGUUAGAAGAGGUUACGAAACAACUUUCGACUGUGGCCAAUAAUCAGAAGAACACGCAACGCCUUCAAUUAGAGCACAGAGAUCACGGUCGGAAACAUAAAGACGUAUACAACACUGCCAUAUUGGACGAACCGAAAUUCUUCGCCAAAAAAGGGAUGAAGUUUAGUUUGACGGAGUUGGACGAAAUGAAAAAGAAGUAUAGGGAGGAACCGAUCGAAGUGAAUUUUUUUCAAACAGAAGUGAAUCCUCCGAUAGCACCAAUUCCUAGAAACUAUCCUAAACUUCCCGUUACCAAGAUUGUGAUCAAUUUGAGCAAUUUGAAACUUCUAACUAGGAAUUGUGUUAGCUUGACUUCAACCAAUGAUAAGGAGCCUAUAGUUAUUACAGACAGCACUGAGGAAAAGCAAAGACUUAUCGAUAAAAUUGUUUCUUACGGAAUCGACAAGGGGUACAAAAGUCGAGUAAGGCAUUCGUCAAGACACUUUGAGAGAGUCGAAAAAAAGUAUUCGAGAGAUACUAGAAGCGAAAUAAUCAAUAAAAAUAAGGAAUCCUUCAGUAUAACUUUUCACGGCAAAGAUAGGAAAAAAAAACAUAAUUUCAAAGAAGAUGACUUAAAAUCGUCGCAGUCAAGUAAAGAUUAUAUGCGAAUCAAAAUGGUGAGGAAGAAAACGGUUACCUCGACGACUGAUCAAACUGCGUCUGAUUCUCACUAUUCAAGAAGGGAUAAAGAAAAAGCUAAAUUGAAUGACAUUCAUCAGAUAACUAAGGAGUAUAUUAAGAAGGAGUACAAGUUAAACAGUGAUCUUAUAUGCGCAAGUAUAGCUAAAGAUCUGUUGGAAAAUAAAUGCAAAGGUGAUCAGGGAAUGGAUUAUAGAGCAAAUUUGGAUAUGGCAUACCAAAGAAUGGCCAACUUCUGUUUGUUCCGUGGUUUGUCGAGAAAAGAAUGAAAUUGUUGUUGAAUAAUAUUGUAGUUAUUGUCCAUAAAAUUCAUAGGGGAAUAUAUCAAAUCUGAAGAA
Molecule: messenger RNA, 5697 nt
Organism: Harmonia axyridis
Lineage: Eukaryota; Metazoa; Arthropoda; Insecta; Coleoptera; Coccinellidae
Exons: 3
Coding region: 175-5628 (1817 amino acids)
Source: RefSeq, a predicted model, not a curated record